Messenger RNA from Linum tenue, 1311 nucleotides. The record is from the annotation of a GenBank genome assembly. Lineage: Eukaryota; Viridiplantae; Streptophyta; Magnoliopsida; Malpighiales; Linaceae.
AACGACAUGGGCUCUGCUAAGGUACCUUUCUAUAGAGUGAAUGCCUCUAAUGUGGCCGGUGAAAGUGUUUACAAUGCUCCUGGUUCAUUUUCCCCUAACUUUUCAGUUACAUAUGCAGCAGUAACCCACCUCUUCAUCAAGGUGUAUAGUUCUCCACCAGGGAUCUAGCUCACAGUGUUUGCUGAAUUAUAUAAGUCAGACACCUUUCAGUGUCGUAGUCAGGUUCAGCUAACAAGAUUUUUGUUCAAAUGGUCCGUAAUCGCCCAACUCGAGCUGGUCCAUCCUCAACAGCCACUCGGAGUUAUGUUUGGCAGCCCAGGGGACAAUGUACAUUGUUAGCAGGCCGUGUUUUAAAAUAGCUGUUCGAUUAUGUGGGGAAGACUUUGUGCAUUUAUGUAAUUUGGUUUGUUGGGUAAAUGCACAGGGUUCCUUAGGACUGUUUUCGCACCCCCAUCAGGUCCAAGUCAACAACAAAUAGCUGCUGAAACCCGUCCAAGAUGGAAGUCAACAGAAUGCGAGACUUGGAUUCGGAGAAGCAACUAUGGUCAGGGCAUUGUCGUGUUUCUAGGUUAUGGCUGGGAGUGAAUGUCACGACGGACAAAGUACUCCAUUUAGACUUGAUCCUUCUGGAUUCAAAGGUAAUCCUGUUUUGUACAGCGAACCAAUGCAAAAUCUCAGCGCACCAAUGCAUUGGUGCUUCACAGAUUUUGUCGCCAAUCUCAUAACCAAACUUACGCAGAUGAAAACUGAAGUUUUCUUAACUUUGCUGUAAGGAUAUCUCGAGCGGAGGAAUGUGAAGUCGACUUACCUUAUCACUGAUCUAUUUCUGCACUUUUAGUGUGUGGAGAUUCCAGACUGGGAGCUAUAGGAAGAGGUCGAUUUGGACGUUGGGUUAUGCGAUUUGCAGCCAAGGGUUAUGCAGCCAAAAGGAAGCUCAAGUCUAUAGCUUUUUUCGCUAGGGAUUCUCAUAUUGGUGAGGAUGAAGAGAUAUGAUUAGAAGGAAUCACUGGAGAACUUGGGGAAGAUGAAGCAGAACUAUUGAGAAUCUGAGAUAGGAUUUGAAGACAGAAGGAAGUCGUUUGAUUGUUGAUGAAGGACAGUUACUGGCUUCGGCUUUAGUUCUACUAAUCCGGUCAUUCAAUCUGGUGGCUGAAGUAUUGACUCAUUCUUCUGUGGAAUGAAAAUCAAUCAGACUAUUGAAUUGGUGGCCCGAGUAUUUAUUUCCCAUUACUUUUUUACCGUUCAUAUCAUAUAACAUUUUUCAAACCCUUAGAGAUGAUAUUGCUUAUUAUAAAAGUUCAUCUCAUAUAA